AUGAUAGCUGAGCGGCCAGAUUGGAAGUUGUUGAUCUCUUUGUGGAUUUUGGCGAUGCUGGAGAACAUUGGAGCUGAAGACAUUCUGGAUCGUAAUGAACGACUCAUUCUUGGUCUUAUAUGGACAAUUAUUCUUCGUUUCCAGAUUGACACUAUUGUCAUUGAGGACGAGGAAGAACGAGGAGAGCGAAAGCAUGCUAAAGACGCCCUACUGUUGUGGUGUCAGCGUAAAACAGCUGGUUAUCCUAACGUAAGGGUGGAGAACUUCACGACAAGUUGGCGGAAUGGUCUGGCCUUCAACGCGCUCAUACAUGCACACAGGCCUGAAUUAGUCAACUUUAACGCGCUCAACCCCAAUGACCACAUUGGUAAUCUCAAUAACGCGUUCGAUAUCGCCGAGAAGAAGUUGGAGAUCGCGCGUCUGCUCGAUGCUGAAGAUGUGGACGCUGCUCGUCCAGAUGAGAAGUCCAUCAUCACUUACGUAUCCUUGUAUUACCAUCAUUUCGCAAAACAGAAGACGGAGUUGACUGGAGCAAGGCGGGUUGCAAACAUUGUUGGAAAACUAAUCACUAGUGACACAAUGGAAGAGGACUAUGAACAUAUUUCAUCAGAUCUAUUAAAAUGGAUCUAUGAGACCAUCAAACUUCUCGAAAAUAGACGAUUUCCGAAUUCUUUGCAUGGUAUGCGUGAAGAACUUGGAAAGUUCAAUCAAUUCCGUACAGUGGAGAAGCCUCCUAAGUACAAGGAGAAAGGAGAGCUGGAGGCACUUUUCUUCACAAUACAAACCAAAAGAAAGGCUAUGGGAAGGAAACAGUAUGCUCCACCCCAAGGGCUAUUCAUGUAUGAUGUAGAAUCAGCUUGGGAAAAACUGGACCGAGCUGAGAAUGACCGUCAAGUAGCAAUUAUUGCCGAGUUGCAGAGGCAAGAACGACUAGAGCAACUUGCGCAGCGUUUCCACAAGAAAGCUAAUCUACGAGAGAGCUGGCUGAGAAACGUGCAAGCGGUGCUUGAAGAGAUGGACCACGGCAGAACAGCUACGGAGGUGGAAAAAUCGCUGAAGAAGCAGCAGGCUAUCUGA
Cooperia oncophora is the source of this 1077-nucleotide messenger RNA. Lineage: Eukaryota; Metazoa; Nematoda; Chromadorea; Rhabditida; Trichostrongylidae. The record is from the annotation of a GenBank genome assembly.